GUCAAUGAUAAAUAUAAGCCGUGGAUAUUGGCUAGACUUUCAUCUGCAUUUACUCAAAUGGAUGCUGAUAUUUUGAAUCAAAUGCCAAAUAAUACUAAUGUUAAUAAAUUGGCACAUGCCAAUAUAAAUCACGAUGGUCAAUCUUUAUCUUUGUUAGCAGCAAUAUACCG
Molecule: messenger RNA, 170 nt
Organism: Racocetra persica
Lineage: Eukaryota; Fungi; Glomeromycota; Glomeromycetes; Diversisporales; Gigasporaceae
Source: the annotation of a GenBank genome assembly